Molecule: messenger RNA, 3186 nt
Organism: Metarhizium album ARSEF 1941
Lineage: Eukaryota; Fungi; Ascomycota; Sordariomycetes; Hypocreales; Clavicipitaceae
Product: ATPase, P-type, transmembrane domain protein
Exons: 4
Coding region: 1-3186 (1061 amino acids)
Biological process (GO): intracellular calcium ion homeostasis
Cellular component (GO): intracellular membrane-bounded organelle; membrane
Molecular function (GO): ATP hydrolysis activity; ATP binding; P-type calcium transporter activity
Source: RefSeq, a predicted model, not a curated record
AUGUCGCCCUUGCCAAACGGCUAUGGCGAAGAACCGCAAGAGCCCGAGUUUUCCUCAUGGAAUGGAGCCCCUGCGAUAGCAAUACACCCUGCUGAUGAAGUUACUGCUCAGAACAAGCAUUUGCACACUCGGUUCGCGGCAAAGCACCACAUCUCACCUGCUCGAUUGUUUUCCAACCGUCCAACUUGCGACUGUCCGCCGUCCUCGCCUUCCGACGGCAUGCGUCAUGGUCAGACAGCCCUCCAGAUACCAAUCAUCGAUUGCGCAGAUGCGGACCUGGACAACGCUUCAGCCACGACCAUUUCACCAGUGUUUUCCGCCAUGAGGUCUCGCUCUGCCUCUUCCUGCAGCACCUUCCCGCCGCGCUGUAGGUCAAGUGGUCGUGUCGAACAUCUCUCCAGCCCAUGGGGUGCGCCGUUUCUUCUGUCUCCCAAGGCCUUGGCAGAGACCAUUGCUUCCAAGAGCAUGGCUGAGCUAGACGCUCUCGGCGGACUCGAGGGGCUGGCUCGAGGCUUACAGACUGAUUUAUACGCUGGCCUGUGUGAGGACCUUCGGUCGACCCGUGCCGCCAGCCCUUCACUAGAGCAGCAUGUUCACGGGCCACAUCAAACCAGAGUCGACGUCUAUGGCGUCAACAGGAUACCGCCCAAACGGGCAAAGGGCAUCCUUCAGCUGAUGAUGAUUGCCUUGGGCGACAAGGUCCUGGUUCUGCUGUGCAUCGUCGCGGGCGUCUCAUUAUUCAUUGGGCUGUACCAGUCCCUUUUCCAGCCACAUUUACCAUCGCAGCCGAGGACGGAAUGGGUGGACAGUCUGACAAUCAUGGCGGCGGUGCUCAUUGUUGUAGUGACGGGGGCGGUGAAUGACUAUCAAAAAGAGAAGCAGUUUGCCCGUCUUGUGAAAAAGACCGAGGACCGGGUUGUGGAAGUGAUACGCGCCGGCAAAACUACAGAGAUAUCCGUCUUCGACAUACUCGUUGGCGACAUUCUUCGUGUCGCAGCCGGCAGUGUGAUUCCGGCUGAUGGCGUCCUAGUAACGGGCUUGUCAGUUCGAUGCGACGAGUCUUCCAUCACCGGCGAGUCCGAUCACAUUACCAAGACGCCAUUGAACACUGCGCUAUCAAGACUGCGCGUUGGCGAGGUCGCAAAGGAUAUUGACCCCUUCAUCAUCUCUGGUGGCAAAGUGCUAAAAGGAACAGGGACCUACCUGGUCACCGGGGUUGGCGUUAACAGUUUGUAUGGCCGACUCAAGAUGGACGUGACUGAGAGAACAGAAGCUACGCCGUUACAAAAGAAACUGGGCGGCAUAGCGGACAGGAUCGCCGUGGCUGGCGUGACUGUCUCUGUCCUCUUACUCGGAGUCCUUGGGAUCAAACUUCUAAUUCAGAUACCUGGCUCCGAGCGGACCUUUGUUGAGUUGGUGCAGAUCCUUCUUAGGAUCUUCAUGGUGUCCAUAAGCAUCAUUGUCGUUGCCGUCCCCGAAGGCCUGCCACUGGCUGUAACUCUUGCUCUUGCCAUUGGCGUGACAAGAAUGCUCAAGGAUAACAAUCUGGUCAGGGUCCUCUCGUCGUGCGAGACAAUGGGUAACGCAACCGUGGUGUGCUCUGACAAGACUGGAACACUUACAAUGAACAAGAUGACUGUUUCCGCCGGCUGUGUUGGGUUGCAUGGUUUGUUUGAUGGCCGGGGACGCCAUUUGGAGGAGACGAAUCUGAAUCCUCGACAAGGGGAAGACGGAUCGCGCUCCUCGGCUCAGCCGAGUAUGUCUCCUGCUGAAUUCCAGUCGUCAGUGCAUCUGCAAGUCAGAAACGUCUUGGUGCAGUCAAUUUCUACCAACUCCACGGCAUCAGAGGGGUUGGUAGAUGGAACACCGUCUUUUAUCGGAUCCUGCACUGAAGUGGCGCUUCUCAGCUUUGCGAGGACGUGGCUCGGUAUGCGACCAUUACACCAAGAGCGAGCAAAUACACAAGUCGUCCAGACCUGUCCAUUCGACUCCAAGAGGAAGUACAUGGCUACUGUGGCUCUGCAAGCCAACGGCCUGUAUCGACUGUACCUGAAGGGUGCUCCCGAAGUCAUCUUACAAGCCUGCGACCGAGUUUUGUGUGAUGGAAUACUGCCAUUGGCAGAGGAUGCAACGCUCACUCCUGAACGCCGCCAUUCUGUUCUUCAAGUCGUCGAGUCUUAUUGCAACAUGUCACUUCGGACAAUCGGAUUUGCCUACAAGGAUAUGUCGUCUUGGCCGCCAACAGAUGCGUUGUCGAACGAAGAUGACAUGUGGCAGCACCUUCUCACCGGCAUGACCUUCCUCGGGACAUUGGCGAUCCAUGACCCUCUGAGACCCGAGGCCACCCAUGCCAUAGCACAGUGUAUCCAAGCAGGUGUAUCGGUCAGAAUGGUCACCGGUGACAAUGUCCAAACUGCGCGGGCGAUUGCGCAAGAAUGUGGAAUUCUAACUGACAACGGGGUUGUAAUGGAAGGAUGGCAAUUCAGGAACUUGGAUGUGACUGAAAUGUACGACAUCCUCCCCAACCUACAGGUCCUCGCCCGGUCUAGUCCCGAAGAUAAGAAAACGCUCGUUCAGCGACUCAAAGAUCUAGGCGAGACCGUGGCCGUCACCGGAGACGGGACAAACGAUGGGCCUGCACUUCGGGCCGCAGAUGUAGGCUUCUCGAUGGGCAUAUCCGGCACGGACGUUGCAAAGGAAGCAUCAUCUAUAGUUCUCAUGGACGAUAACUUUUCCUCCAUUGUAAGCGCCAUCGAGUGGGGAAGGAGUAUCAACGACGCGGUGAAGAAGUUCCUUCAUUUUCAACUCACGGCAAACAUCACGGCUGUCACCCUCACAUUCGAAUCGUCCGUUUCUAGCGACACUGGCGAAUCCAUCAUAUCACCUGCCCAACUGCUUUGGAUCAACUUGAUCAUGGACACUCUGGCUGCGCUGGCGCUUGCGACGGAUCCGCCAAACGCCUCUGUUCUUCAGCGGGCUCCCGACACGAAAGCAACGCCAUUAAUAUCCGUUACCGGGUGGAAGAUGAUUGUCGGACAGGCAAUGUACCAGCUUCUCGUCAUGUUCAUACUCGACUUCAAAGGGUCUGAUCUUCUGAAGCGCAUGAGACCCGACGACGCGACUACAUUGGAGACAUUUGUGUUUAAUACAUUCGUGUGGAUGCAGCUAUUCAACCUGUACAAGUGA